AUGCGAUCCUGGUUGAGAGGGUGUUCCUCGAGCAUUCUUGCGUGGCGUUCGGCUCCCUUUGUUGCGACUUGCGAGAUAUCACGGGAGACCUUCACUAAUUCUGCUCCUCCCCUCGAAAAGAUCAUAGUUUCAGAAUUACCAUUGCCUCCCACAUCCCCGUCUGAAGAUGUUGGAGCUUGCUCAGGAACCAUCAACCCUCGCCGUACUGGCUGCAUCAGCAAGACUCAGGAACUUAGAAAUGGCAAUUUUCUUCCCAACAGCCGUUAUAUCGUUGCGACUAUUCAUUUUGCAGGAGCCCCUGCGGCUCCUGAUCCGGGAAGCAUAUACACCGGGGAGCAGUUGAUCAUCAUCAAAACGGAUGGCAAGCUUUUCCCUAAUGGGGACCCUUGGAAGUGUAUCACCUGCGGGAUGCCAGCUGAGAACAAACAGGGGAGCACGGCGAUCCUAGAAUACCCCCAAGCUUUCAAGGACGGGCAACGUGUUCUAGCGGGGAAUAAUAUCAUCGAUGGAGGAUACCCACUCGACAGCCCGAAAUGCACUCCCAAUACAACACACAUAUACCCAAUUCGGUGGGGUACCAGUGCGGACAACUCUGGCAAUGGUAGCUCAUUUCGGGAAAACCGUCUACAUCCCGACAACGUACACAUGGGGUUUAGCGCAUUCACCUUCACUGCCACGGAGAUAGGGGAGUUUGCAUUCUUCUCACGGUUACUAUUCAAUCCCGCGCCCGUCUUGGGUCUUCCUCUCGUCCCUCGCUACGACCUUGUAAAUGUUACGCGCCUGUUCGAUCCAACCGCACCGCAGCGCAUAACUGUGGAUGGGAAUCAGCUAAAAUUCAACUUUAGCGCUGUUAAUAUUGGUGAGCUUCGUGGGUUCUCUGGCAGUGGGGACGAGAUCACAUAUGUUGGUUUCAAUCGCGAGUCGGGGAACACAGAUCUUUUUGCUGUCAAAAUCCGCACAGGCACCGUCCGCAGGCUCACGGAACAUCCUGGAUAUACCGAUCCCAUUGACUUUAGUCCUGAUGAUAAGUGGAUGGUUAUCCUCGAUACCCGUGGAACGGAUCGGGUUGAGUUCGUGAGCGGUAUGCGUCACGUCCCACCAUUGAUUGACUUGGUCGCCAACAAAGCUACAACCGCUGUUCGCAACAAUGGCGCACGUAGGUUCUUCCAACCAUGGCUUUUAGACCGAUCAGGGGAUCGAGGAAGCUAUUUCGGUCAGAAACUCAACGCUGGGGAUAACACCCCAGGUAGCAUAAGCGAUCCACAAUGGAAUGCACAGGCAGACCCGAGAUGGUCGUGGGACCAAACACAAAUUGCCUAUUACCAAGCCCUUACAGUGUCUCCGGCUUGUGGUGGCAUGAAUCCAUUACCAUGCCCCGUAUCAACAGCGCAAGGUGGGCGCACGUAUCGAAUCAUGCUGGCUAAGUUUCCCUCACGAACUCCGCUCAAGAUACGGGAGGUAUCUCCAGUAUCUGACAUAAUCCCAUGGGGCGUCCCGGUUAAUCCAGGAGACAAAAACCCUACCCGUCCUGGUCCGCCGCCGGGAAAUUACGUUCUGAAAGGUAUCUCAUCUGGCUUCGCCAAUGUAACCUUUAAAGGAGAUGCCGCCACGAACGUGUUGACCAGUGUCGCUGUCACCUACCAUCAAUUCUCAGAUGACGGACUCAAUUUCCUCGAAGGAAGCGAAGACGUGAACUCGACCACCUUAUCCGUAUCAAAAGUCAAAAUUGACUGGCACUCGAAUCUCACUCUGAGUGGCCAAAUGCAGAGCACCAAAGUUACCAGCCCAGAAGGAUUCCACGUGAGCAUUGACCUAUUUGAUACGGUAUUCGAGGCAAAUGGCACAUUGACUACCACUGUCAAUGGCAAGGUUUACAAGCAACCAUUGAACAACGCCUGA
Molecule: messenger RNA, 1899 nt
Organism: Aaosphaeria arxii CBS 175.79
Lineage: Eukaryota; Fungi; Ascomycota; Dothideomycetes; Pleosporales
Exons: 2
Coding region: 1-1899 (632 amino acids)
Source: RefSeq, a predicted model, not a curated record